This is a messenger RNA of Paramecium pentaurelia, 1030 nucleotides long. The record is from the annotation of a GenBank genome assembly. Lineage: Eukaryota; Ciliophora; Oligohymenophorea; Peniculida; Parameciidae.
AUGUCUUAAUAAGUAUAUUGGCCAGUAUACCUGGAAAACGAUAUAUGUGAUAAGUUUUGGAAUCGAGGUGAAUGUGUUUUAGAUGGUGAAAUACUUGUAACUCAAUAAUUGAAUAAGACAGAUAGAAAAAAUUAAGUAAUCAAAGAGAGAACAUAUAUAUUGACAGAAAAAGGAAUUUUGUGUUAUUAGAAAUAAAGUAAUAUAAAGUGGGUGUUGUUGAAUUAUUAGAUGAGUGUUAAAUUGAUUGAUUUGAAAAUUUAGAAUAAAGAUUAGGAUCUAGUUAAAGUGAUUAGAGUAAAGAGAAAUUCAUAAGUAUAUUCAUAUUUUUGGAAUGCAGAUUUGUAAAAGUUUAAAAAUGAUUCUUCAGUUAGUAAACAUUUACUUUCUUCAAACGAUUAACAGCAUUUUGCAUUUGUUAAAAUUUUGAAUAGCUUUAUACUAUUUAAGAUUUAAUGGGUAAGGGUGGAUACUCAAAAGUAUACAAGUUGUGUCCAUUAAAUAAAUAAUCAUUUUAGUAAUAAUAUUAUGCAGGGAAAGUAUANAAAUUAUUUGAUGCUUUUGAGAAAUGUAAAGAUCAUGAUGUUGUAGCUAUUGAUGAAGGUUAAUUCUUUAGUGAUGUAAAUUAUUAUCUAAUAUACUCUUAGAUUGUUGAGUUUAGUGAAGCAAUGGCAAAUUUAGGGAAAAUAGUAAUAGUUGCAGCUCUUGAUGGUACAUUUGAUAGAAAGCCAUUUCAUAAUAUCUUGAAUUUGAUUCCAUUGGCUGAACGUAUUACUAAGUUAACUGCUGUUUGUUGGUUUUGUAAGAAAGAGAAUGCUUCAUUCACUAAAAGAACUGUUUAAUCUUAGGAAAGUAUAUAAAAUAAAAAUAUAAUUAAGUUGAAUUAAUUGGAGGAGAAGAUUGUUAUAAACCUGCAUGUAGAGUAUGUUUUAAUUUAACAGAGAAUUAAUUAAAUAAACAUACAAUAAUACAAAUUCCAGUUUUUUAAAAUGAUGAAAGAGUAUUUGGUUAAUAAAAUUUGAUUUGCUGAAAC